UGGGUGCAUACCUUUUUAUACAUCGCAUUGUCAAAGAAGGAGCAUUUCUGUGUUGACCGAAUAAUUCAUUUGAAGUCAGUGAGAUUAAUUUAAUGAACACUAAUAUGGGAACGCAGUGUGUGGAUUAUCUCUGCUAACGCGGACGAACUCUGGACUAAUUUCUCCUAAAAUGGAACAAAGGCGUUACACAUCAUGGCGAACGAAGAUUGCUUGUGCGGGACUAUUACUUUUUUUUUGGAGAGGCGUUUUUGCACAGAUACGAUAUACGGUUCUUGAGGAGCAAAUAAAUGGCACUGUUGUUGGAAACAUCGCAAAGGAUUUGGGUAUUGAUCAGAGAACUUUAAAAGAACGAGGAUUUCGUAUCGUAUCGACGACAGGGGAACCUCUGUUCAGGGUAAAUACGAAUGAUGGAGCCUUACGUGUAAAUGGGAAAAUAGACAGAGAGGAGGUGUGCGAGAGGAGCAGUUCGUGCUUGAUUAAUCUAAAAAUCGCACUUGAAAAUCCUCUCGAGAUUCAUUAUGUAACAGUUGAGAUAGUUGAUAUAAAUGAUCACGCACCGAUAUUCCCGGAAAAAGAGAAGCGAUUGGAAAUCUCAGAAAACGCCGUGGCUGGUGCGCGUUUCCAGCUUCAAGCUGCACGCGAUGGAGACAGUGGAGUGAAUUCAGUGCAAAUAUAUAAACUAAGUCCGAACGAACAUUUUAGAAUCGAGGUUAAGGAUCGCGGUGCGGAUGGAAAGAUACCAUUUGUAAUAUUACAGAAACCGCUAGAUAGAGAAACCAGUUCUAGGCAUAAGCUCCACCUUACCGCGCUGGAUGGUGGGAGACCACAGAAAUCGGGCACAAUGGAGAUAUUAGUGGAUGUCAUAGAUGUAAAUGACAACAUGCCAGUUUUUACUAAAGACACAUACUCUGUAAAGCUUAGUGAAAACGCUCCGAUUGGCACAGCUGUGAUUCAGGUUAAUGCAACCGAUGCAGAUGAGGGUGCCAAUGGUGAGGUAUUUUUUAGUUUUGGACAUGACGUGGACAGUAACCUGCUCAGACUUUUUGAUCUAGACCCAGUUACAGGUGAGAUAGUUGUGAAAGGACCAAUAGAUUUUGAACAAAAAGACCAAUAUGAGAUUGAUAUUCAGGCAUCAGACAAAGCGUUGGCACCACUGACUACAGAGAAAAGCAUUCUUAUUCAAAUUGUUGAUGUAAAUGAUAAUGAGCCAGAAAUUGAGGUGACUUCAUUGUCAGUUGCAAUACCAGAAAACUCAAAGUUGGGAACAACAGUAGCAUUAAUUAGUUUGAAUGAUUUGGAUUCUGGAAUGAACGGGAAAGUGUUUUGCUCAGUACCUGAAGAUAUACCUUUCAGUUUAAUGCAAUCCUCACAGGAGAACAUUUACUCAUUGGUAACUAAGUCAUCACUGGACAGAGAAAAAAUAUCCCAGUAUGACAUCACAUUAACUGCUAAAGAUGCAGGGCAUCCACCAUUAUCUUCCAUCAAAACUCUUACUGUGUUCAUUUCCGAUGUAAAUGAUAACAGCCCAGAGUUUUCCUUAAACCCUUACACUUUUUAUGUACCUGAAAAUAAUGUACCCGGAAUGUCGAUGUUCUCUGUGUCUGCUCAUGAUCUAGACUUUGACGAAAAUGCCAUAAUAAGCUACAACAUUUGGAGAGACCCUGCUCAAGAAAAUAAGCAUUCAUCUUUUCUUAAUAUAAACCCUGAAACUGGGGAGAUAUAUGCACUAAAAAGUUUUGACUUUGAAACAAUUAAAUCAUACCAGUUCUAUAUUGUAGCUUCAGAUUCAGGAACUCCAUCAUUGAGUAGCAACGUUACAGUUAAUGUGUUCAUACUGGAUCAGAACGACAAUGUUCCAGUGAUCUUAUAUCCAGUCAGUUCUAAUGGAUCUGCUGAAGGUGUGGAAGAGAUUCCUCGCAAUGUGAACGCAGGACAUUUAGUGACCAAAGUGAGAGCCUAUGAUGCAGAUAUAGGAUACAAUGGCUGGUUACUGUUUUCACUGCAGGAAGUGAGUGACCACAGUCUGUUUGGUUUGGACCGCUAUACUGGACAGAUAAGGACCCUCCGCUCAUUCACAGAAACUGAUGAAGCUCUGCAUAAACUGGUCAUACUGGUCAAAGACAAUGGCAAUGUGUCACUUUCAGCAACAGCGACUGUGAUAAUCAAAAUUGUGGAACCCAAAGAGGCUUUUGCUGCUUCUGAUGUUAAAAACUCAGUACAAGAUGACGAAGACAAUGAUGUUACAUUUUAUCUGAUCAUCACUCUGGGCUCGGUUUCAGUACUUUUCGUGAUCAGUAUCAUUGUCCUGAUCGUGAUGCAGUGCUCCAAAUCUACAGACUAUUCCUCCAAAUAUUUACAAGAUACAAAUUAUGAUGGGACACUGUGUCACAGCAUCCAGUACAGAUCAGGAGAUAAACGCUACAUGUUAGUUGGACCCAGAAUGAGUAUUGGUUCUACUAUUGCCCCAGGAAGUAAUAGGAAUACUCUAGUUGUGCCAGAUCGCAGGAGAAGAUCAUCUGGAGAGGUAAGAUUAAAAAGAAUAACUGCCCAUAAUUUCCAGAACUAGAAUAUACAGCUCACUUUGCUGUAAAAUGAUGAAUUCAGGAUUUACCUCUUUACCUUCUACUGAACUCUUUUGACAUCAUUUAAAAGUAUUUUAAUAUUUUAAAUUAAGUAUACAUUGUAAAAUGUAUUUUAUAUUUUGUGAGCCGCCGGGGCGGGUGUGGGGGACCAAACACACCGAGACCAGUAUAACUUAAACAACCCCGAAGGGGAAUUUAUUUAGAGUCUUUCACAGACAAAAGGAAAAAGUUCAGUCUUUAGCUCUGCAGCCCACUCCUUGUGGGAUCAGCUGGGGCAGGGUCGGAGGCUGAGUCCAGAGCCAGUCCGCAGGAGGGUAUGAGCUCCUCUUCGGGCUGGCAGAAGGGUCCUGGAGUCCCGGACGCGGCGGCUCACACUGCGGGUCAGGAUUCUGUAGGGAGGACAGAGUGGAGGAGCAAGAAAGAGACGGACAGAGAGCCAGCGUUAGUGUCGUCUUGGAGGCUCCCCUCCUAGAAUGCCGUUUCAGCAGCCUUUUUGUGGGGCUGCUGAGUGGAGUUGAGAGGCUGCCAGCCGUGCAGCACUCAGUGUCUUCCAGCCGUGCUCGGAGGGCGGGGCUGUCCCGCCUGCUGGUGUUUUUCCACCACUGUCCCACCAGUGGUGCUGAACGGUGGCCACGCAUGGGAAGGCGGUGCAGCUGGGAGCUGUCCGGUGCUGAACGGCGCUCUGUUUCCAGCGUCCUCUCUCCUCGAGGUCGGCGCCGCAGGCCACAAUUUGCAUUUAUCAACAUUGUAGUAGAAUUCAAAACUAAAGAAUUCUCUAACAACAUGAUUUUGUGUUGGUAUCUCUAA
Astyanax mexicanus (Mexican tetra) is the source of this 3389-nucleotide messenger RNA. RefSeq names its product protocadherin alpha-8-like. Gene Ontology annotation, biological process: homophilic cell-cell adhesion. Gene Ontology annotation, cellular component: plasma membrane. The transcript has a single exon. NCBI's taxonomy places the organism in Eukaryota, Metazoa, Chordata, Actinopteri, Characiformes, Acestrorhamphidae. The record is from RefSeq and is a predicted model, not a curated record. The coding region runs from base 170 to 2566 and encodes 798 amino acids. Gene Ontology annotation, molecular function: calcium ion binding.